GCUCCUAGGGGGGCACCCCCAUUGGGGCGGGAGGGUGGUCCGCCGUGCCCCGGUCGCCGAGUGGCGGAGAGGUGACGGUAACCGCCUUCCCAUUUCCGCCCGGCCGGCAGCGCGGCAGGGUGAGUGCCAGCAGUGAGGGCUCGGUCCUCCCUCCGCCCGCCCGCGCCGGGGGCUGGCCUUGCCUCGCCGGCGCCUUUUUCCCCCGCACCGCGGCGCCGCUUCGCCACUCGGGCACCGCAGGUAGGGCAGGAGGCUGGGGCGCCUGCUGCCCGCCGCCCGUAAGAUGGUCACCUCGGCCGGACAGCUCGCCCUGUUCGCGCUUGGUAUUUUGUUGGCUGUGUGCCAGGCCCUGGAGAACACCACGUCCGCCCUGAGUGCAGAGCCGCCCGUGGCCGCGGCUGUGGUGUCCCAUUUUAAUGACUGCCCGGAUUCCCACAGUCAGUUCUGCUUCCAUGGAACCUGCAGGUUUUUGGUGCAGGAAGACAAGCCAGCAUGUGUUUGCCAUUCUGGGUACGUUGGUGCACGCUGUGAGCACGCAGACCUCCUGGCCGUCGUGGCCGCCAGCCAGAAGAAGCAGGCCAUCACCGCCUUGGUGGUGGUCUCUGUCGUUGCCCUGGCUGUCCUCAUCAUCGCAUGUGUGCUGAUACACUGCUGCCAGGUCCGAAAACACUGUGAGUGGUGCCGGGCCCUCAUCUGCCGGCACGAGAAGCCCAGUGCCCUCCUGAAGGGAAGGACCGCUUGCUGCCACUCAGAAACAGUGGUCUGAAGAGCCCGGAGGAGGAGUUAGGCCAGGUGGACUGUGGCAGCCUGAUGAAGAAAGGACUACUUCAGGACAGCACAACGAGGGAUGCCCGGGACACGCGGCAUGACUUCCUCCUAUGCCUGCAGUCACCUGUGCAGCCCUUUUGUCUUUUGUGGGCCUUCCUUCAAAACUCUGUCAAGAACUCUGUCUGCUUGGGGUUAUUUGGUGUGACCUAAAGAAGAAAUCAGUGGACCACGAUUUAAAGACUGGUCAAAAAAGAACUACAAAGGGGUGGACUACCUGUUUACCUAGAUAAGGUGUGUGCGUCAGUUGGCAUCUGAGCCCAGGUGUGUGUAGUUGUCUUCCGCCAGUCAACACUGCUGGGCUGUGUUUCUUUUUAAUGGGCCCAUCUUCCCCACAACAAUAUGCAUCCUGCCCAACACCAGAGAGUCCUAUAGUUGUUACAGUUUUUUCUCAUCUGCUUAUUGAGGAAGGAGGUGGAGAAAGGUACCUGUUUAUUGUUACGUCAAGACGCCAAGGAUAAGAGGAGCUGUGUCUGUCUUCUGUCCACGAGACUCUCAGCCAGCCCGACGUCUUCCACAGACACAUGAUGUUGAGGACCUUCCCAAGCCAUCACCCCCCUCGGAGAUAAUUUCUUAUUUAUUAGAUGGAUAAUGGUUUUAUUUUUAAUCUCUUAAGUCAAUGUAAAAAGCAUAAAACCCUUUCAGACUUCUACAUUAAUGAUGUAUGUCUUGCUGGCUGAAAAGUUACAUGGAUGAGAAAUCUCUGGCCUGUUUGGAACAGCUAAGGCUUGGGAAAAGCCAUCCAGGGGGCGCAGAGAUGGAAGCAGAAGACGAGUUGCUGAUGGGAGCAAUGAUUGGGGUUCAGAGGGCGUGCCAUUUAACACACGAAGCAGGUAAAAGCCCCUGGAUACAUUCUGGUAGAAGAGUGAGCAAAUCCAGCAGCAGACAUUCAUCACCUCUGUCGGGGGACAGAGGAUGAGAGUGCCUGUGGGUGUCUACCCAGGAUAAGCACAAUCUUACUAGACUGCUCCGUGAUUAAACGUAUUAACUUCGUAGUGAGCCCUCCAAGAGGAUGUUUAGAAAUAGAGCAUUAGCAGAGAGCCACGGGCAUUUGGGGCCACAUCCAUGAAAGGGGGACCAGUCAUUUAUUUUCCAUGUUGUUGCUCGGUUGGUUUGUUUAUUUUCAAAAGGAGAAAUUUAACUUUCCUAUUUAUUUUCAAGAAUUAGAAGAAAUACUCCAGUGAUUUUUUUUUCUUUUCCAGUCAGGAUGCUGGUUUUAUUAACAAACACUCUAACAAGCCAUCUCCACCUUGUGGGUCUCGCUUUCUCCACAGAGAGAAGGAGAAAUUGUUCUCCUGGGCAUCUGGGUACAUUCUGACCCAUUGGGCCUGCCUGUGGGGAGCACUGGUUCCCUCCAGCUGAACAGCAGGGAACUCAUCCCUAGGAAUUUUCAUUAAAAUUUGGAAAC
Ceratotherium simum simum (southern white rhinoceros) is the source of this 2233-nucleotide messenger RNA. NCBI's taxonomy places the organism in Eukaryota, Metazoa, Chordata, Mammalia, Perissodactyla, Rhinocerotidae. The record is from RefSeq and is a predicted model, not a curated record.